UAAUCGACCAGGAGCAUCAAGAGCAGGGGGCACUUGGCCCGUCUCCUCCAGCGGCCGCGAUCAGAGAGGCAAAGGCCUCGUCGGCAUUUCCAUCUCCGAUUCUCUCCCCCGCCUUGUGCCUUCGGCUUCGCAUCUCUCUCUCUCUCUCUCUCUCUCUCUCUCUCUCUCUCUCUCUCGCUCGAUCGCCGAUGGCGGCUUUUCCUUCGAUUCUUCUCGUGGCUUUCCUACUCCCGCUGUCCAGCUGUUUCGCGGAGAGCAGCCGGAAGGAGCUCAGGGAUAAGGGUGUUGACAGGGACAUGGCCAUUGCAAUGGGGAACUCAUUUCUUUCCAACAGACUUGACCCCUCACGGGUUAUCCAGCUCUCAUGGCGACCAAGGUCAGGCUCUUUUUGUAUAGGGGUUUUAUGACGGAUGAAGAGUGUGAUCACCUUAAGUCGUUGGUCCAUGGUACCAAUAAGAACAUGAGGAGGGAUGAUGAUUUGGAUAAAGUUGCUAGGCAAAGGCGUUCGUUGAGCUCUGAAAUUCCAUUAGAUCUGACAGAUGACAUAGUGACAAGGAUCGAGGAAAGGAUUUCAGCUUGGAGUUUUCUACCUAAAGAGAUGGGCAGGCGCAUACAGAUAAUGCAAUUUGGGUUUGAAGAAGGUAAACAAAAGUAUGAUUAUUAUGGUAAUGCUUCCGUGCCAACACAGGCCAAGAAUUUGGUGGCAACGGUUAUUUUGUAUCUUUCGAAUGUCACUCAGGGUGGGGAGAUACUUUUCCCUGAGUCAGAGCUGAACGGUAAGAGCUGGUCUGAUUGUGGCAAGAGUGAUGACCUCUUGAGACCAAUGAAAGGGGAUGCUAUCUUGUUUUUCUCUCUCCAUCUCGAUGCAUCUCCUGACACGAGCAGCACCCACACUAGGUGCCCCGUCAUUGAAGGUGAAAUGUGGUGUGCCAUGAAGCUCUUUCACAUACGACCCCUAGACAGUGAAAAGACAUCCUUGGACUCUGACAGCGACGGCUGCACUGAUGAGGAUGAGAAUUGUCCGAGAUGGGCUGCCACUGGCGAAUGCCAAAAGAAUCCAGUAUACAUGAUUGGCUCACCAGAUUACUACGGGACAUGUAGGAAGAGUUGCAACGCAUGCUGAUGGCACCCUUACACAGCUUUGCACCGAAAGCUGAGGUUCUGACUUUUGAUUGCUUCACUUGUUUAUCUUGCAAAAUGUAAAUGACCGGGGCAGGGUCUUGGUUUCUCAUCAACUCCAUCUAAUGCUAAAGAGAGUUUCAGGUUCUCAUGCCUACGGCGGCAGGGUGCUUCAAGUCAGGACCUUUUAGAAUAGCAAUCAGUUGCUAAUACGAGACGAAGCAAAUCAUGUUACAGAAACUACACAAGGAUUUGGCUUUGAUGGAAUUUGAUCCCAUCAUUGUUAUUCUUCUUUUGUACUUGUGAUCCACUUGGUAUUGGAAAACAGCUAAAUAAUCUGCUCAUCCUAAAAUCCCUGCGCAUUAGAUUCA
Messenger RNA from Eucalyptus grandis, 1490 nucleotides. RefSeq names its product probable prolyl 4-hydroxylase 12. The transcript has 7 exons. NCBI's taxonomy places the organism in Eukaryota, Viridiplantae, Streptophyta, Magnoliopsida, Myrtales, Myrtaceae. The record is from RefSeq and is a predicted model, not a curated record. Gene Ontology annotation, cellular component: endoplasmic reticulum. Bases 365 to 1123 code for a protein of 252 amino acids. Gene Ontology annotation, molecular function: procollagen-proline 4-dioxygenase activity; iron ion binding; L-ascorbic acid binding. Gene Ontology annotation, biological process: peptidyl-proline hydroxylation to 4-hydroxy-L-proline.